Messenger RNA from Phaedon cochleariae (mustard beetle), 3851 nucleotides. The record is from the annotation of a GenBank genome assembly. Lineage: Eukaryota; Metazoa; Arthropoda; Insecta; Coleoptera; Chrysomelidae.
AUCUGCCUGCAUAUGUUACGCAUGUCUGGGUCAAGAAUAGGUGAGCCAGUAUAAUUAUUAUAUCGACGCGCUGGGUCGGCCAAGUUUUUUGAAAUAUUUCUGCAGUUUACUAAAGAUAAAGUGUUUUGCUAUGUGUUUCGUUCAGUUUUUUCUUGAAGUGUAUGUGAUAGUCAAUGGAUACUGUUCAUGUUGGGUAGAAAUGACAACUUUAGCACGCUGGAGGGCAGCACAGCUUGGAGAAACUGAAAAACAUAAAAAACGUAGACCUUACCUAGCUUCAGAAUGCAAGAGUUUGUAUGCAUGUGAAAAAUGGAGAAUGCAGAUCAUCAGAGAAAUUGCUAAAAAAGUUGCUCAGAUUCAAAAUGCAGGUCUUGGUGAAUUCAGGAUACGAGAUCUCAAUGAUGAAAUCAAUAAACUUCUUAGAGAAAAGAGGCACUGGGAAGACCAGAUAAAAGAAUUAGGAGGACCAGAUUAUCAAAGGGUUGGGCCUCGAAUGUUAGAUCAUGAAGGAAAAGAAGUUCCUGGAAAUAGAGGUUACAAGUAUUUUGGAGCUGCUAAAGAAUUACCAGGAGUUCGGGAGCUUUUCGAACAAGAGCCUCCACCACCCCCGAGGAAGACGAGAGCAGAUAUGAUGAAAGACAUCGAUGCCGACUAUUAUGGGUACAUGGACGAUGAUGAUGGCAUCCUUAUUCCACUGGAAAUGAAAGCUGAAAAAUUAGCUUGUCAAGAUGCCAUACAAGAAUGGAAAGAAAAGAAAGAAAUGAGAACGACUAACCAAAUAGAAGAUGAACAGGAAGCAGACGAAGAAAAUAUUUAUGAUGUUGCCGAGUCCGAUGAUGAUGGCGAUGAUCUCAUCAAAACUGUCUUGGAUGGUUCACAGCAAAGAUUUGUUGCGCAUGUACCAGUACCAUCGCAGCAAGAUAUUGAGCUAGCACUAUUGAGGAAGAGGAAACAGGAGUUAUUAGAAAAAUACGGAGUAACAGAGAACCCAUAAUAAGCACCAACCAGAAUGACAUUUUCUUGAGCAGUCUAGGUAGACUAUCUCUGUGGCGUCAAAAUGCAGAUUUCAACAAUGAAAUGAAGAAAAAUAACAACUGAACGUGAUAUCGCUAUUUUUUCGUUAAUUAUAAAAAGAAUGGUAUAAUUAUCUAUUUUCCAUAAAUUUUUUGAUAAUUUUAUCCACGCAUGAGAAAAAAUUCGUUAACUCAGGGGUCUUUCAAAUACUCUAACUGCUAAAGAGGAGUAGUUGACAUAUGCCUUCCUUCAAUUAUUGAUUUUGCACAAAAUUAGCUAUUUAUUAGGCAGAUAUCCCAAUAUUUUGAGGGUAUGUAUAAUUCAUUUUUAUUGAGUUGUUCGAGAUGUGAAACGGUUAUUUUAUUGAACUGAACUGACGUUAAUAUAAACAUUCAAAAAAAAUAUCUGGGGAACUAUCUCACUCUUGGUCUCUAGAAUCAAUAUGAAUCGGCCAUUUUCUCGGUUUCUUCAGUAUUACAGCGAUAUUUCUCUUUACUGAAUUUUAUCGGACUUGCUCUACCAAUACAGAAGCCGAAUUGACCCGCACGUAACCAACCUUCCUCGUUUUUCAGCGUUAAAAUUUUGGACGUUAUAACGUCAAUUAUGUUGGACGCCAAAAUGAGGAAUGCGCAGUAUGCACAACUCUCGCAAGCCGCUCAUUUAUUGUCUCAAUCAUGGAAUUCUCAUACGAACAACUGGCUAUACUUUACAAAUCUUAUUUUAGGUACGCUUUAUUGUAAUUAAUUUGAUUCAUACUGAUGAGUUUAUUGAAAAUUGAUAUUUUUGAAGAUGGCAAGGACCAUACCGGGUGUUACGAAUCUAUUAGACGAGUCAUAACUUCUACAACAUUUGGUAUAAGUAAAUGGAAUCUGAAGAAGAAAGGUCUUGCACAUUCUUCACUUUCUGGUCGAUUCCGGUUUCACCGGAAAUUGCUCCGGGUUUGAAUUUCUAAAUAGAACACCCAUAAUGCAUAUAAUAUUGAAGUUAUUUUCAUCAAGUUUUCUAUGGAAAGCAAAACACACUUAGCUAAUGAUAGUGACAAACCUUAUGAGCAAACAGUUGAAGUUCCUUAACUUUAUUCGAUGAUUAAAGUCAUUAAAAAAAUGAGCUAGGCGUAUAAACUUUCAAAAUUUCACAUUCUGAUUCAGAAUAUCAGGAUUCCAAAAUUGUAACAAUACACAGGGUGUUGUAUUCAAAACUGAAAAACUGGAUCCUCUGCCAACCAGAAGUGACCGGAAAGUGAAAUAUAUGCAAAAACUUACCCCUUCACAUACCAUUCACCUAAACCGAAUAUCAUUUAGAUACACAAAUGGCGUAGUAAAAAUUUUGAUGCGAUUGAAUUGUGAGGUACUUCUGAAAUAUGCUGCAUGCACGUUAUUGGAAUUAUUCAAAGCUUUCUUUCAAUCUGUAUCAUUUAGGUAACUAAACAAUACGUAUUUCCACUCUCAAUCUGAGAUAAACAGGGUGAUUUUUGUAGACCACACAUUAAACCUUCAUUGCGUUAUUCAAUAAAAAUAAAAAAUGGCCCAUCAUGCCCAGUGAUCUUUUGCUUUUUCAAGCACCAAUACCACAUAUCACCUAACUACCUAGAUACGAAAGCUUUGAUGCCGCCUUUGAUGUUCAAUGGAUACAAUUUCGUUAAGUACCUCAUUGAUGUAUCGAACACAGUAAAACAAGAACAAUUUCGUGUUGAAGCCGUAGAAAAAUUUUUGAUUUCAAUGAAGUACGGAAAAGUUCACUUUUCCGCACUCAUUUUAGUGUUAAGAUUUUUUCCUCACUAGUGCGGAAAAGUGACUCUUUCAACACUCCAUUGAGUGCGGGAAGAAGGAUUUUGGUUUUUUUACGCACAGUACAAAAAUAGUUCAUCCAAUACGUGCAGAAAAGUAUUACUUUCCGCGCUUAUUAGGUCAACUUUUAUAUUCGUAUGAAGUUUGUCAUGUCAUCCAUAUAGAGAUCGUAUAAUGUAUCAAUUAUUUCGAUGAUUUAUGCACCCAAACAAGGAUCAGCUCAAUCUCUGAGAAUUACUAGAAUCAUUAUUAUACCUAUACCUACUACAGUUCAAAUGUGAUGUAAUACAUUCUGUUUUUCAUCAUCAGAGAAGAAAAGUACCCCCCCCCACUCCAAAACCCGAACAUUUUUUUUCUCAGGAACGAGCUAUUGAGACAGGAUGCGAUUUGGUGCAAAAUAUUACACUUUCCCCAUGACCUGAACAAUUUGUUCUAUCAGAAACGAGCUCUUGAGACAGGAUGCGAUUUGGUGGAAAGUGUUGAGGAAAUCAAGGCGUAUCAGCCUCCACAAUUUCAAUUUAAUAUAAUAUCGGCAUCACAGACAAAAAGUACACCCACCCCAAAAUCUAAACAAUUUUUGUCUCAGAAACGAGCUCUUGAUACAGAAUGCGAUCUGAUGGAGAAUAUUGAGGAAAGCAAGUCGUAUCAACCCCCACAAGUACAAUUUCCUUAAAUAUCGGCAUUGAGAAAUAGUACCCCCACCCCAAAAUCUGAACAAUUUUUAUUCUCAGAAACGAGCUCCUGAGACAGUAUGCGAUUUGGUGGAAAAUGCCGAGGAAAGAAGGCGUAUUACCUCCCACAAUUCUCAUUUCAUAAAAUUACGACAUGAUCGAGAAAAAGUAACCCAACCAUAUAAUAAUCUGAACAAUUUUUUUUUCUCAGAAACGAGCUGUUGAGAUAUAAUGCGAUUUGGCGAAGAAUGUUCACCCUCAAUCGGAGAAAUAAAAAAAUAUAGUUUUUAUACAUCUUUAUUUGAAAAAAUACAAAUAAAAUGGAAGCAGUUCGCAAACAAUAGAUUGAAUUGGUCUGAACACAUCAAAACAAAUCAGG